UACAUUUACACAACGCGUGUGAUAUAGUGUGAACGCUAAUGAAGGGAUAGAUAGGCCUACACAGGAGGAUGAUAUUCCAUGAAAUAAGCUAGCGGAAUAUGGAGCCAGUCACAGAAAUUCACACUUCAUAUUCCUCCCGCUUUCCACCUGUUUGCGCAUAGCGAAAGGAGCGGAAAGUUGGUCGGGUUUUCUCUGAACGUCCUGAAGCUAGUCUCUCUCUCUCUCUGUCUCUCUCUCUCUCUCUCUCUCUCUCUCUCUCGCUCGUGGGUGGAGGGAAACCCGCUGGUUCCUCCUCCAGCACUCGAGUAUAAAGCUCAUGCUAUGAUGAUGGGCUGUACAUAACAUUAUUCACUUGCACCUGCUUUGGAUUACAGUGUUCUUCUCACACCGCUAGUUUCUGGAGAUGUCCGCGUCCACAGAUGUCGAGAGCCAGUCCCGGUCCCGGGGCCGGCGUCUGGACGCCUUCCUCAUCGGGUCCGUGAUCGCACUCUUCCUCAUGUUCGCGGGCGCGCUCGCGGGCGCGCUCUGGUUCGCCAAACACAUCGAGAACGAGCUCAACGAGAGGAAAACACGAGAGUCCGAGUCGGAAGCAUCGACGGGCCCGCGGAACAUGCAUCUCUCCGACACCGGAGACGCGUAUAAGAUGCAGAAUUUUGCAUACCUGAGGGCCAUUAAAAGUGAACUGAAAAGUGAAAAUAUGGCGUGGGAAGGUUUCGCUUAUGGAAACACUCACACCAUCGGCUCUCUCUACAGCUACGACAAAAGUCAGAAAGCGCUGGAUGUGAAGAAUAGUGGAAGCUACUUUGUGUACGUCCAACUCAGUCUAUUCUGCAACGGAAUCUGUUCGCCUGGCAAAUUCACCGUCAGCUUUUACAACCACCUGAACAGCAAGGAGCUGUCCUGUACCGUCUCACUGCCGGAAGGGACUAAGCCUGAGCCGAUCAGCAAGACCUGUUGGCAUGUUGUCACUUUCCCGGAAAACGGGAACCGGCUGAUGGCUAAAUCCGAGGUCCAGGACUCGCUGGGCGACUGGAGUCUGCUGGUCAACGACUCUGGCUUUGGGAUGUUCCUCGUGGACGGAGUACGAGCGGAACAAAGGACGUGAUUGAACUGAUUUCGGACCGUCUUCGAUGCACUCAGGACUGUUUUCGUAUUCGGCCCAUUUUUGACUGCACCAAUGUCCGCAAGCUAUCUUGGCUUAUUUGGCGAUGCCUUCGGCUAUCAUAAAGACUGGCAUUUCAGCAUCUUAGCCUCAAUAUUCUUAUGCAUUCUGCCAAAUUUGACAGUUUUUUCUCUACAACAAAAGCUCAUAAUAUGCAAAGACAUUUGAACCGAGUCGGUCUUGGGCCUGAAGAACGGAUAAACAAUGCUCCUAAAGCACUAUUUAUAACUGAAAUAUAUUUAUAUGCGUUUAACAUUUUAAAGACUUGUUAUAUUUAUGUAAUUUUUUAUAUUGUACAUAAUGUGUGUGUGAAACACUAAUUGUGUGCGGCGUCAGACCUGAUGAAGGUGAUAUGACUGUACUGUAUUAGCCUCGCGGUGUUUAGGUUUAUCGCAGAAAUAACGUAAACUUAUCACGUAUUACGUAACGUAAACUUACCAACGCAUCAACACUUAUUUAGUGGACAAAGUCCCUUGGUUAGGUCUGUAUUAUCACUGUACGUUUAAAAACUCAAAAAGCUGCAUGUGUGAAUGAGCAUCUCUUCACACACACACACACUUGUGUUGUGUGUUUGUUGUGAAGCAGAGCCGUGUCUGAAUGCUAACAAACUCAGGAACUCUAGAGAUGAAUGUAACUAUGAUGACGAUGUGUGAAAUGCUUUAUUUUGUAUAAUAUAUUUAAUAAAAUGUUCAUUUUAUGUAA
Molecule: messenger RNA, 1864 nt
Organism: Pimephales promelas (fathead minnow)
Lineage: Eukaryota; Metazoa; Chordata; Actinopteri; Cypriniformes; Leuciscidae
Biological process (GO): immune response; positive regulation of cytotoxic T cell differentiation; positive regulation of activated T cell proliferation
Cellular component (GO): plasma membrane
Molecular function (GO): tumor necrosis factor receptor binding
Source: RefSeq, a predicted model, not a curated record